AUGGCCUACAACUACAACACUGAGCGCGAAAUAGUUGUUGGUAGGCGAAUGGCGCUUCACCAACGGAUUUUGGACUAUCGUUCCAUGAUCGAGCUCGUAAAACAGAUGUUGGAUGACCAAGAGCGGAUCGUGCACGACGUCGAUCUUUACCUUAUGUUCGAGAACGUGCUUCUGGGAGCGACCAGACUUUUGGAAAUCCCCAGACUACCUACUUUUGCCGUUGGACGAGCUCAGGCUUCCCAUCUCCAAGCGAGUACUCAAGUUAGUGCUCAAAACCAAGCUCAAACUGCGGCCUGGGUUCGGACUACCCUCAAGGUCCCUUUGAUCGGACGACCUUUUAAUGCUGGAUGUGGAGCGCAACCGCUCAUUGACGAAGUAUUGGUGAGACGACAGCGAAUUGUGGACGCCAGGGCUUUGCUGAGGGAAUUGGAACGUAUAAUGGAGAAGGACAAGAGGACUUAUGAGACUCUUGGCGAAGCCUUGCUUAGCAUUGACGGUUAA
This is a messenger RNA of Lobosporangium transversale, 501 nucleotides long. RefSeq lists its product as hypothetical. The record is from RefSeq and is a predicted model, not a curated record. Bases 1 to 501 code for a protein of 166 amino acids. The transcript has a single exon. Lineage: Eukaryota; Fungi; Mortierellomycota; Mortierellomycetes; Mortierellales; Mortierellaceae.